UGUGAUUUCGAAAUGAAGGAAGUGACAUGAAAAUUAAGGCAGUGGUCGAAUAAACAAGAUUAAUUAACAUAAGCUUAUGUUGAAUUGUUUUCAAUGAUUUCAGUCUCUUCCGAAACUUCCAACGGUUCGAAUGAUCUUUCAAAAUGUCAACAAAUGAGGAUACAAAUAUUUCAAAAAAUCAAGAAUUAAAUUGGUUUCUCGUGCUAUGGUAUAUUCACAUUCAUUUAAUUGGUAUCUAUGGAUUUUGGCUGUUGCUUUUCGAAACGAAAUGGAUGACAGUGCUAUUUGUUAUUUUUGUCACAUCGAUCAAUUGUCUUGGAAUAACCAUAGGCGCCCACAGACAUUAUGCACAUAGAGCGUUUGAAGCAGUAAAACCUCUUAAAUAUUUUUUCCUCAUAGCUCAUACCAUUGCCGGUGUGGGCCCUUUGUACAACUGGGUUUGUUAUCACAGGAUACAUCAUAAAUACUACGGUACUGAUAAAGAUCCCUAUUGUAGUAAUAAAGGAUUUUGGUACAGUUACCUUUUCAGCAACAUGAUGAAUUCAAAUUUGAACAAAGAUGAAUUGACAAAGAUAGUAGACAUGCGAGACAUCGAUAAUGAUACUUGCAUUAUGAUUCAGAAAUUAUUAUAUUGGAUUAUAAUCAUACCGAUAACGUAUCUAAUAUCUAUUUCCAUACCUAUGGAAUAUUGGAAUGAGACUCUUCUAAAUUCUAUCUGUAUUAUGGGAUUUUUGCGAUUGCUUAUAAACUCCAGCGUAUCUAGGAUGGUGAACAGCGCCAUUUUGGUGUGGGGUCUUAAACGAGGAGACAAAUAUCCAGUCGAUGACAAUUCGAUAUUUUACAUUACCAAAUCUUAUUGGUUAAAUUAUCAUUAUCUUCUUCCUUGGGAUUGGAAAAGUUCGGAAUUUGGCAAGUACGAUAAAGGAUGUGGUACUCUAAUUAUUAAAAUUUGGCGUGAUCUCGGUAUAGUGAAAAAUCUUAAAACAUCGUCGACGGAAGAUAUCAGAAAAAUUAUUCAGGAUUUGGGAAGUAAAAAGAUAUCAUUAACAGAAGCCAUAAUUGAAUUGCAGAAGCUAAGCGAAGAAGAAGUUGAACGAGAAAACCUUCGUUUCUUUCAUUAAUAUAAAGAGGAAUUUGUAUUUCAUAAAUUUAUAUGAUCUAUAUGAAUUAAAUGUUAAGGAAUUAAUUACAUAAGAAAGUUUCUUUAAAUUAUUGAUGUUUGUAAUGAUCAAUCAUGCUCUAAAUAAAAAAAUUUCAUUCAUAAUUUUAUUUUUAAAAUAUAUACACAUAUCUAUUUAAUAAAAGGAAAUAAUUUUUAUUCCGAAA
This is a messenger RNA of Vespula vulgaris, 1326 nucleotides long. Its product is annotated as acyl-CoA Delta-12 desaturase. Gene Ontology annotation, molecular function: stearoyl-CoA 9-desaturase activity; iron ion binding. Lineage: Eukaryota; Metazoa; Arthropoda; Insecta; Hymenoptera; Vespidae. Gene Ontology annotation, cellular component: endoplasmic reticulum membrane. The coding region runs from base 144 to 1121 and encodes 325 amino acids. Gene Ontology annotation, biological process: unsaturated fatty acid biosynthetic process. The record is from RefSeq and is a predicted model, not a curated record. The transcript has 6 exons.